This is a messenger RNA of Marchantia polymorpha subsp. ruderalis, 656 nucleotides long. The record is from the annotation of a GenBank genome assembly. Lineage: Eukaryota; Viridiplantae; Streptophyta; Marchantiopsida; Marchantiales; Marchantiaceae.
AACAGAUACAAGACAAGCAAACAGACUGAAGAUUCGGACAAAUUUGGCGCAAGCGUCAAUUUAGCGGCUAGAAGUGAUCUGCCGAAGAUUGCCUCGCCAGUUGCAAGGAGUGAGGUACGAACGGAGGACAUGGUGGAACGCUAGUGGUCGUUGUAGAUGAGCACAGGGCCAGAGCCCGUGGGUCCUCAUCCGAAGUGCUCCAAAGUUACAGCUGUGUCGGAAAGAAUGACAAGAAUGAUAACGAAAAGCAAUGAAUGCUGAACCUGACGCCGUCAAAGCAGCUUCCAAUUUAUGGUUCGAGCCUCUCGCACCUACAACGCGAAUCCUCGACUGCCUACCGACUGCGCAAGGUGGAAUCGGCUUUUACGUGCAACGUGAUUCUCGAACGACCAUCGACUAUAAAUGCCACUCCCUCACUCCUCACUCCCGUUUGUACUUACGAGAUGAUGCCGAUGCUCGCCCCAGUGCUUCCACAAAAGUGUAGAAUAGAUAGUAUCUAUUCUACACUUUUAGUACCCCGUAUGUAUUAGAUACCCCGUCUUGUCAUGACGUCUAGAUUAUGCAGAUUCUUUGUAGAUUAGAUAGAUGAUCGGAGGGUUCAAUUCAGGACUUUAGACAUACAUUUGCUAUAAGAAACAUGUUAAUCGAAUAGGUUG